Messenger RNA from Cynocephalus volans (Philippine flying lemur), 513 nucleotides. Its product is annotated as ubiquitin-like protein 4A. NCBI's taxonomy places the organism in Eukaryota, Metazoa, Chordata, Mammalia, Dermoptera, Cynocephalidae. Gene Ontology annotation, cellular component: BAT3 complex. The record is from RefSeq and is a predicted model, not a curated record. Gene Ontology annotation, molecular function: protein-folding chaperone binding. The transcript has a single exon. The coding region runs from base 40 to 513 and encodes 157 amino acids. Gene Ontology annotation, biological process: post-translational protein targeting to endoplasmic reticulum membrane; tail-anchored membrane protein insertion into ER membrane.
GGGUGCGCGUUGGCCAUAGUGGAAGCUGCUGCGACCACCAUGCAGUUGACGGUGAAGGUGCUCCAGGGCCGCGAAUGUAGCCUGCAGGUGCCGGAGGAUGAGCUGGGGUCGACACUGAAACACCUGAUCUCAGAGAAGCUGAACGUCCCUGUGUGCCAGCAGUGGCUGCUGUUCAAGGGCACGGUCCUGGCAUAUGGGAAACGACUGUUGGAUUACAGCACUGGGGCCAAUUCCAAGCUCAACCUAGUGAUCAAACCUCUGGAGAAGGUGUUACUGGAAGAAGGCACAGCCCAGAGACUGGCCACCUCCCCACCCCUACCCGUCUGGCAGCUGAUCUCUAAAGUCUUGGCUCGCUACUUCAGUGCGGCAGAUGCCAGCAGGGUCCAGCAACAACUACAGAGGGAUUACGAGAGGUCUCUGAGCUGCCUGACGCUGGAUGACAUCGAAUGCUUGGCCAGCUGCUUUUUGCACCUUGAAGUGACUGAGGCUGUGGAGAAGGGGUUCUCCAAAUAG